CUGAUGCCCCUGGAUUGGGAAUCUUGCUGGCUCCAGAACAAUGGAAAACAGAAACACCCAGAUACACCCAGAGAACAAGGAAGAGGCUCCCACAGUCCAAUCAAGUCCUGGCCUGAGUUCCACCAAAAAGACUGAUUUGGAGCCCACUGUGUCAAUCACUCAGGCUGGGCUUGCAGGUGCCAAGGAAAAGGACAGCAGAAAGCAGCCUGUAGCUCCCAAAGGACCAGAGAGGGAGCUCGGACACACAGGAUCAUCCCAGGAGGGGCCCGGGCAGCCUGAACCCCAGGAGCAGAGGCCCCUUGCAAGAGUAAGGAAUCAGUCAUCUUUGGCAACUGAGGAAGGGUCGUCCCUCGAUCUGCAAGCUAGCCAGGAGCAAGCCCAGCAUGGCAGAGAGUGUGUGACCCCUGAGGAGCAGUCACGGCUGACCAAGGACCAGCAGGAGAGAUGGCAGAGCACCAAGGCCAAAGAGAUUCAUCCCACUGACAGUUGCCAGACUCCGACUCUCCCCACUCAGGGAAAAACAGACCAUCAACUGGAAAAGCCACACACUUCGAACAGCAGGAGUCAGCCACUGGAGGAUGACCCCCCCAGUGAAGCAGACCUCCCACAGGCCAGGCUGCCGGAGCCCAUGCCAACACCCAGCUCAGGGCCACAAAAGGACAGCCCCCAGGUGGCAGCGCCCCCCAAACCCAAGGCAACUGCAGAGGAAAAGAAGGCCCCUCUCGUCUUGCCAUCUGCACCAAGACCUCGAACACACAAGGAGGGAGGUGAAGCUCUGGAGACCAAAGCAGCACCAAGGCCUCUUCCUCCACCAGAGGAAAAAGACAGUGUUGAGAAGAAGGAGCUGGGUCAAGGGCAGAAGCAACGGCAGCAGGCUUUGGCAGCUGCAGGCACCCAAGGCCCUGGAAACUCCCGUCGGGGCUUCAUGAAGUGUCUACUGGAGGUGGAGGAGCAGGAGGAAGUCACCCAUCGGAGGGCUUUGAAAACCAGGACCCUGACAACACGGAGGUCCCCCAAGGCCCUGACUUCUGUCUCCACCCCAGGCCCCACCAGCAGCUCAGUCCCAACUUUGCCUCUGACCCUGCACGAGCCCUCCACCUCAGCUCCAGCUACUGUCCCAAUGUGGGUCAGAACACCAGCUGCUGGGCAAGCCCCUGCCUCUGUGGGAUCCCCUAGCUCAGCCCUGUCACCCGCCACCCAGGACCUGAACUGGAGAUGGCCAGAGUUCUUGCCCCAGAGCAAUGACAGAAGCCUGAACUACGCCAAGACACGGCAGGAGCCUGAAGAGCAUGGCCUCUUCAAACUGUAUCAGAGCUGGGAGGAGCGGUCUGAGGAGCACCUCACCCUGAAGCAAGAGGAAGCCUUCCGCAGCUACUUUGAAAUCUUCAAUGGCCCUGGUGAGGUGGAUGCUCGGAGCCUCAAGAACACCUUGCUUCUAAUUGGCUUCACCCUUACCCCAGGCCAGGUGGAAGAAGCCCUGAUGAGUGCUGAUGUCAAUGGAGAUGGUCAUGUGGAUUUCAAAGACUUCUUGGCAGUGAUGACAGACACCAAACGCUUCUUCUGCUCUGUGGAACAGAAUGUCCUGAUGGAUAUGUCGCCCCCGAACCCCUACACACUGUUCUUUGAGAUCCUCUCUCUGCUGGUGGAGAUGUUGGCCCUGCCGGAGGCAGCCCUAGAGGAGAUCACGAACUACUACCAGAAGAAGCUGAAGGAAGGCACCUCCAAGACCAGAGACAUGGACUCGACUAUGGGCGGGCUGCGACAGAGGAAGAAGCUUCCUUACAACUCUCAACAAGUAGAAAGCUUAGAGGUCCCAGAACGAAGGGUCCUCAGGAUCCUGAGCAGGCUGAAGCAGCAGAACUAUGCUGCCAAUCUGCAAAGCCCCUAUGCCCAGGUGCCCUGCAUCCCACUCUGCCCAAGGCUAGAGAAGAAGGCAGUCCGUCGAAAGCAGGGUAGCCAUAAUCAUCCUGUGCUGGAUCAGUGUGUCUCUACAACCCUGGGCCCUGACAUCCAUGGCAUCUUCUUCCAGCCAGGACAGCAAGGAAGCAGGGAACACAGCUCUGACAGCAGAAAGUGGCUUAGCUCUGUGCCAGCCAGAACCCACUGAUUGUCUGGAAUCCUGGCUCCAGAAGUUCAAGACCUAUAGACAGCUGGGCCGUGGGGCAGGGCCUGGCUUUGGGAGUUUGCUUUCAUGGCCUGGUAAGCCAAUAAACACCAAGAACCUCA
Phodopus roborovskii (desert hamster) is the source of this 2226-nucleotide messenger RNA. It is a transcript of the gene Spata21, whose product is annotated as spermatogenesis associated 21. The transcript has 13 exons. Bases 41 to 2107 code for a protein of 688 amino acids. Lineage: Eukaryota; Metazoa; Chordata; Mammalia; Rodentia; Cricetidae. The record is from RefSeq and is a predicted model, not a curated record. Gene Ontology annotation, molecular function: calcium ion binding.